Molecule: messenger RNA, 894 nt
Organism: Abrus precatorius (Indian licorice)
Lineage: Eukaryota; Viridiplantae; Streptophyta; Magnoliopsida; Fabales; Fabaceae
Product: ADP-ribosylation factor-like protein 5
Exons: 3
Coding region: 145-696 (183 amino acids)
Biological process (GO): intracellular protein transport; protein localization to Golgi membrane; vesicle-mediated transport
Cellular component (GO): trans-Golgi network; cytoplasm
Molecular function (GO): GTPase activity; GTP binding
Source: RefSeq, a predicted model, not a curated record
CUGAAUAAUAAACAAAACAAAAUUGGAAGUUCCAAUUUGGGGCUCCCACGAUUUCAAUUCACCCUUUUCUCCUACCACGCCCAACACCUCCGAUUCUCCUUACAAACAGCGUUGCCAGGUGAUUGAUUUAGAAGUAAAUAGAGGAUGGGGGCAUUGAUGUCGAGGUUCUGGUUCAUGCUAUUCCCUGCAAAAGAGUAUAAGAUUGUGGUAGUUGGAUUGGAUAACGCGGGAAAAACCACGACCCUUUAUAAGUUGCAUCUUGGUGAGGUUGUCACUACCAACCCUACUGUUGGUAGCAACGUUGAAGAGCUCGUCUACAAAAAUAUACGAUUUGAGGUCUGGGAUCUUGGUGGACAAGAAAGACUUCGGACAUCAUGGGCAACAUAUUACCGAGGAACUCAUGCUGUAAUUGCGGUGAUAGACAGUAGUGAUAGAGCCAGGAUCUCUAUAAUGAAGGAUGAACUUUUCAGGUUGCUGGGGCAUGAAGAUUUGCAAAAUUCUGUUAUUCUUGUGUUUGCUAAUAAACAAGAUAUCAAGGAUGCUAUGACUCCUGCCGAGAUCACUGAUGCACUAUCUCUUCACAGCAUCAAGGAUCAUGAUUGGCAUAUACAAGCUUGCUGUGCCCUCUCAGGAGAAGGACUGUAUGAUGGUCUUGGAUGGAUUGCUCAGCGAGUAACUGGCAAAGCUCCAACAUGAUACUGGGCUGCUUGAAUCCAGGAACGAGAUUCAUUUUUCGUGUAUUGAAUUUAUAUGAUGAGGGACAAAAUCUGUAUCAUUUAUCCUUCAAAGGGCCAAGCCAAGAUAGUGUGUUUUAUUUGUCAUGAAGAAAAAGAUUAUUCAAUAAUCAAUUUAGACUCACAUUUUUCCAGAGGAUGAAACUAGAUUAAAUUUCUU